ACGAACUUCAGCAUUCCAUGGAGAUACUUUAGGAUGAUCGAUUCCAACAAAGUUGUGUUGAAUACGACAAAUUUGAUGAGCCUGAAAUCUUUGUUGUGCCAUAAACCAAAGACCUGCUCUGAGGUUGCAUGGAUCUUCAUGAUUUCUCAACAUGUAUUUUGGUGACUCAAAAUGAUAUCAUCAUUCUUCCAAGAACUCUAGAGGGAGAAUGGUUUUGGACGUGUUAAGCAUGCAACGGUCACGUGUCAAAGAAGAGGGGAGUGUGUGUGUAAUAGAAACAACCUGAUGCUAUGCACGAUUGGCUCUGAUCCCUUUAACGCAAUCAUAACGCCAUUCUCAAAACUGAAAGUGCGUUCUAAUAGCUUUGCACUUAUAUCAAGUGACGGGUAAUAUAAAACAGCUACCAGCAAAUCAGGUAACGUUUUCUCAAGUGACGUGCUUUUUGGUGUGUCAUGCUUCAAAGUGAAAGUUCUCGUGUCCCAUUAUAAUGAGCUAAAGACAUUUCUCUAUAUAUAUGUGUGUAUAAUACAAUCUCCAAAGAAGUUUAAGGUGGUGCUGCUAUUUGAGUUGAGUGCACAGUGAUUUGUGACUGAAAAGGCCAAAACAUGAUCAUGAGGAAGCACAACCCACUUUGGUUUGUAGUACUGUUCAUGUUGUCCUCUUAGGCUCAUUUUGGUGAAGUGAACAUUAGAGUGCUGGGUUGGGUUGGUUGGUUGGUUGGUGUGGUUGCUUCUUUUUGUAGGUGCAUUAUUUGGUGUCUCUUUUUCAUGGCUGGUGGACAGAGACCACAGAGGCUCAACAAGUCAUGCAUUCUCCUCAUAGCCAUUGCAGGAAUGGAGAGGUUUGCAUUCAAGGGGGUAGCAUCCAAUUUGGUGACUUACCUAACUGAUGUUGUGAACUUGAGCAACUCAUCUGCAGCAAAGAUGGUUAACAGCUGGGUUGGAUUUACUUCCAUAAUGCCAUUGCUCGUGGCACCCAUUGCUGAUGCAUAUUGGCACAAAUAUUCUACCAUAAUGGUCUCAUCUUUCCUCUAUUUUGUGGGACUUGCAGCAUUGACAACAACGGCACUAGCAAGGUCAUGGCAUCACAGAAACAGAACAAUGUCUUCUUCAUUUCUCUCUCUGUCUCUCUAUUUAAUUUCAUUAGGACAAGGUGGAUACAACCCUUCUCUGCAAGCCUUUGGAGCAGAUCAACUUGGUGAGGAGGAAGAAUUGCCUUGUAGCAAAGAUGAUAAAUGUAACAAAAAAAAGACCCUAUUCUUCCAGUGGUGGUAUUUUGGUGUGUGUAGUGGAAGCCUUUUGGGUGUUACAGUCAUGUCCUACAUACAAGAUACCUUUGGAUGGGUACUAGGUUUUGCCAUCCCUGCUGUUUCAAUGAUUCUGUCUAUUUUGAUUUUCUCUGGUGGAAGCCCUAUAUAUUCAUAUAAACAAAAUGAUCUCUAUCAAGCUAAAAAGCCCCUCAUGAACAUAUUUCAAGCCAUAAAAGCUUCUGCAUUGAGAUGCUUCCAUUGUGAAAUUACCCUACCAAAUGACAAGUCUGAAGGGGCGGAGCUAGAGCUUCAAGAGAAACCCCUUUGUCCCGAAAACUUGGAAAGCCUCAAGGAGUUGAGCAACGAUCCCAAAAGUGGCAUGUAUCUGCUAGAAAAUGCCAAGGUUAUGCUGAGGCUCUUACCCAUAUGGACAAUGCUUCUCAUGUUUGCAGUGAUUUUCCAACAGCCUGCCACAUUCUUCACAAAACAAGGCAUGACAAUGAAGAGGAACAUUGGAGCAGACUUCAAGAUCCCACCAGCCACACUCCAAAGUGCUAUAACACUCUCUAUAAUACUACUGAUGCCACUCUAUGACAAAAUAUUCAUACCAAUUACUCAGGUGAUCACUCGCCAGGACAAGGGCAUAAGUGUGAUGCAAAGGAUGGGAAUUGGAAUGGUUCUCUCAAUCAUAGCAAUGGUCAUUGCAGCACUGGUUGAAAUGAGAAGGCUUGAGAUUGGAAGACAGAUGAGGAGUGAAGGGUCACAUGCAGAAACAGUGCCUCUAAGCAUUUUCUGGCUGCUACCACAGUACAUUCUUCUUGGCAUCUCAGACAUUUUCACUGUUGUUGGCAUGCAAGAGUUUUUUUAUGGUGAAGUUCCAAGGACCAUGAGGACAAUGGGAAUUGCAUUGUACACAAGUGUUUUUGGGGUUGGAAGCUUUGUUAGUGCACUUUUGAUUACACUGGUUGAAGUGUACACAGGUUCAAAGGGAAUACCAAGCUGGUUCUGUGAUGACAUGGUUGAAGCACGCUUGGACAGUUACUAUUGGCUUCUGGCAUGGUUAAGUGGAUUGAGCUUGCUGUUGUAUGUACUCUUGUGUAAAUAUUACCUUAGGAAGAGUGAUCCAGAUAGUGAAUACUGAGGUUGUUUUUUCUUCCUCUUUAGUUUUAAAGAGUUAUCUCCCCUUUCCUUUUGGGCUAGAGUUUGUUGAACUUCUUGACAUGAUAUUGAAUAACAGUAAUUGUAUGA
Molecule: messenger RNA, 2497 nt
Organism: Cajanus cajan (pigeon pea)
Lineage: Eukaryota; Viridiplantae; Streptophyta; Magnoliopsida; Fabales; Fabaceae
Product: Major facilitator superfamily protein
Biological process (GO): transmembrane transport
Cellular component (GO): membrane
Molecular function (GO): transmembrane transporter activity
Source: RefSeq, a predicted model, not a curated record